This is a messenger RNA of Lycium barbarum (goji berry), 1912 nucleotides long. RefSeq lists its product as uncharacterized. The transcript has 4 exons. Bases 210 to 1682 code for a protein of 490 amino acids. NCBI's taxonomy places the organism in Eukaryota, Viridiplantae, Streptophyta, Magnoliopsida, Solanales, Solanaceae. The record is from RefSeq and is a predicted model, not a curated record.
AAAAGUAAAGUUGUCACCGGCCCUAUUGCCAUUUCGGUAGACGCCGGUCACUGCCACUUUCAGCUGCCAAACACAAAAAGCACUCAAUACGCGUUUUCUUUCCUUGCUUUCUCUAUAAACAAAGUACGAUAGUACAUAAGCACAUUUUUAGUAAGUGGCUAGUGGAGAAAAUCCUUAAGUCUCUGCUAUAUACUUCCUUGCUUUUGUGCAUGCAAAUGCAAGCGCAGUCUGCUGCCACCAUGGAAAUAUUGUCUCCAUUAAUAUUUAUCUUGUUGUUAACGACUAUUUGGCUAGUGCCUGUAAUUUGUGAUGAUAGUGGGCAUUCAUCAGCUGUUGGAGAUCCAGGAAUGAGAAGAGAUGGAAUGAGAGUAGCCUUAGAAGCUUGGAAUUUUUGUAAUGAAGUUGGCGAAGAAGCACCUGGAAUGGGUAGCCCAAGAGCUGCUGAUUGCUUUGAUCUUUCUGGUAGUUCUUUGAGUCACAAGGUAACCGAGUCGGAUAAUAAGCUUGGGAUUGGCAAGGCAUUCCCUGACCUGAAAGCUAAGGCUAAGAAUGAUCCGGACUUGUAUGCUGCUGAGAAGGAACUCUAUCUGGGUUCAUUGUGUGAAGUUGAUGACACCCCAAGGCCUUGGCAAUUUUGGAUGAUAAUGUUGAAGAAUGGCAACUAUGACACAAAAUCUGGUCUUUGCCCAGAGAAUGGGAAAAAAGUACCCCCUUUUAAGCCUGGAAGAUUUCCUUGUUUUGGGAAGGGAUGUAUGAAUCAACCUAUCCUCUUUCACGAACUCACUUCUUUAUUUGAUGAUGAUAUUAUGAAGGGAGGUUUUAAUGGUACGUAUGAUUUGGGUUCUACAGCUGAUAGCAGCAGUAGUUCCUUCUUUGAGGUGCUUUGGGAAAAGAAAGUUGGCAUAGGGGGUUGGGUAUUUAAGCACAAACUCAGGACAUCCAAAUUGUAUCCAUGGCUAAUGUUGUAUCUUAGAGCCGAUGCAACCAAAGGGUUCUCCGGAGGCUACCACUAUGACACCAGAGGAAUGUUAAAAACUCUGCCGGAGUCACCUAAUUUUAAGGUCAAAUUGACCUUGGAUGUGAAGCGAGGGGGAGGAUCCAAGAGUCAGUUUUACUUGAUAGAUAUUGGCAGUUGCUGGAAGAACAAUGGUGCUCCGUGUGAUGGAGAUGUGCUCACUGAUGUUACCCGAUACAGCGAGAUGAUCAUCAAUCCAGAAACUCCAGCUUGGUGCAGCCCCUCAAAUAUUGGCAACUGCCCCCCUUUCCACAUCACACCAAACAAUACUAAAAUCUACAGGAAUAACACCUCUAACUUCCCUUACUCGGCUUAUCACUAUUAUUGUGCUCCUGGGAAUGCUGAGCACUUGGAAAAGCCAUAUAGCACAUGUGAUCCUUACAGUAAUCCCCAGGCACAGGAGCUACUUCAGUUGCUGCCUCAUCCAAUAUGGGCAGACUAUGGCUAUCCAACUAAACAAGGAGACGGCUGGGUUGGGGAUGGAAGAACAUGGGAGCUUGACGUCGGUGGCCUUUCUAGCAGACUUUACUUCUAUCAAGAUCCAGGUACAACUCCUGCUAGAAGAAUAUGGACAUCUGUGGAUGUGGGAACAGAAAUUUUUGUUAGCAACAAAGAUGAAGUGGCAGAAUGGACUCUGAGCGACUUUGAUGUUUUACUCACCUUGUAAAACCAAAAUAAAAUUAUCAUUCCAUUUAACAUUGUAACAGUAGCCAAAGCAAAAUCCAAUAGUGGGACAAGGCUUCGUCAUUGAUCUUGAUGUGCAAAGGUUCAUCUUUCUAUACUAGAUCUACAUCUGUUGGUGUAAUCUUGUUUACCUUAGUUCCUUGACUCAGAAGAGACUAGGAUAAAGAAAAAGUAACUGUUUUGUUUUUGCUAUAUUUUCGUGGACUUUCUGGA